UUCCAUUUUCCCUCACUUUCUAUCCUUCCCAAUCAAAAAAGAGUCAAAUUUUCCCUUAAAACAAACAUGCCUUCAUCUUCUUCAACUUUCCCUGUUACUUUAGUUUCAAAAACCAUGAUUUUCCCAGACCAAAAAUCAAAUCUUGGCGAACUUAAGCUUUCAGUUUCGGAUCUACCUAUGUUGUCUUGUCAUUAUAUUCAGAAAGGUUGUCUUUUUACUCGUCCUUCAAUCCCUAUUAACUCACUCAUUUCGGUUCUGAAACAAGCCCUUUCUAAAACGCUGUCGUUUUUCUCACCUCUCGCCGGUCGUCUUUAUACUGAUCGGAAUGGGUAUAUUUAUAUUACAUGCAACGACGCCGGCGUUGAGUUUCACCAUGCAAAAGGUACCACUUUGUUCAUCAGAGACGUCAUUAGUCCACUUGAUGUUCCAUGGUUUGUGAAAGGCUUCUUUUGUUAUGAUAAAACAGUGAGUUAUCAAGGACAUUAUAUGCCGAUCAUGGCGGUCCAACUCACUGAGUUGGCUGAUGGGGUUUUCAUCGGAUGUUCGGUUAAUCAUGCAGUGACUGACGGUACGUCGUUUUGGAAUUUCUUCAACAGUUUCGCUGAAAUUUGUAAAAGAAUUAGUGAUAAUUGUUGUAAUCAGAGUAUUGAAAAGAUUACACGGCGACCGGAUUUUACAAGGGAAACGGUGUUGAAUUCGCCAGCGGUUUUACGAUUACCGGAGGGAGGACCCAAAGUUACUUUCAACGAAAACGAACCGUUACGUGAAAGAAUUUUCAGUUUCAGUAAAGAAGCAAUAAUGGAACUUAAAGCUAAAGCUAACAACUUUCAACUCAACGCCGGCGAUUUCAACUCCGCCGGUGAAAUUAUGGGGAAACAAAGUAACGACAAAUAUAAACCCAUACCGGAGAUUUCAUCUUUUCAGUCACUUUCCGCUCUACUCUGGCGAGCCGUCACGCGUGGGAGGAAGUUACCGGCUUCCAAAACGACGACGUUUCGCAUGGCGGUGAAUUGUCGUCACCGAUUAAGCCCAAAGCUUAAUACAUUAUACUUUGGUAACGCUAUUCAAAGCAUCCCAACAUACGCGUCAGCAGGUGACGUCACGUCACGUGAUCUACGCUGGUGUGCGCAGCGAUUGAAUGAGAACGUGAAGGCCCAUGACGACGAAACGGUGCGUCGUUUUAUUAAAGAAUGGGAAAAGGAUCCACGGUGUUUCCCGUUAGGGAAUUUCGACGGAGCGUCGAUGACGAUGGGGAGUUCACCGAGGUUUCCGAUGUAUGACAAUGAUUUUGGGUGGGGACGGCCGUUGGCGGUUAGGAGUGGCGGAGCUAAUAAAUUUGAUGGGAAGAUCUCCGCCUUUCCGGGGCGGGAAGGGAACGGUAGCGUUGAUUUAGAGGUUGUUUUGGCGCCGGAAACUAUGGCAGCUAUUGAAUUGGACGGUGAAUUUAUGCGAUAUGUGUCGAAUUAAGUUUGGGUUUUUGGGUUUGUGUGUGUGGGUUUGUAAUUUUGUAAUAUUUUUCAGUUUCUGUUUUGUUGGAAAUAGCUUUGUGCUUUGAAGUUUGUACCUUUUAAUCAGUAAAUUUAAUCUUUUAUAUGUUUUUUUAGUAAAUAAA
Molecule: messenger RNA, 1612 nt
Organism: Gossypium raimondii (Peruvian cotton)
Lineage: Eukaryota; Viridiplantae; Streptophyta; Magnoliopsida; Malvales; Malvaceae
Exons: 1
Coding region: 67-1467 (466 amino acids)
Source: RefSeq, a predicted model, not a curated record